Bursaphelenchus okinawaensis is the source of this 1875-nucleotide messenger RNA. The record is from the annotation of a GenBank genome assembly. NCBI's taxonomy places the organism in Eukaryota, Metazoa, Nematoda, Chromadorea, Rhabditida, Aphelenchoididae.
AUGUUCCAAUUCGAGCCAUGUUGUUGUUGUGGCAAUGAUUGUGGCUUCAAGCUGAGACGUAGGAAGCGUGCAACCAACUUCAGAGCGACUCGGCAUGGUCGGGACUACUAUGUGUUGCCAUUGAUCAAUACGGAUCAAAAACCGAAUCCUGAUCAGAAUCCGCACGAUCAAGCCCAUCAUCAUUAUAAGAAGUCGAAGAAGAAUCGUCACUUCUACCAUCACCAUCAUCAUCACCACUUCUUCCACAGCUAUGCGGACGGUCAGGAGUGCAAGUGUGCUUGCCCUGAGGGGCCUUGUGGUGGGUUUGGUAGUAACGGUCAAGCGGCUAGUGACCAGCCUGCUCAGGAUCCGGCUUCGAAUUCUGGCUUCGGAUCGAAUUCGAAUUCAAAUUUUGGCGCCAAUUCAGGGUCAAACUCGAACUUUGGCGCCAAUUCAAACUCCGGCUUCGGAUCGGCUUCAAAUUCCAAUUGCGGCCAGAGCUGUAGAUGCUCAAACUGCCCAUGUGGAUCUACCAACUCUCAAAACGCCUUCAAUCCGCCUUCUGGAGCCAACAACUUCAAUUCGGCUUCUGGAGCCAAUACCUUCAAUUCGGCUUCGAAUCCCGGCUUCAAUUGCCAAUUCUUGGCGUCAAACUCAAACUGUGGCUCCAACUGUCAACCAUGUAGCCAAUCAGCCUGCCCAUGUGGUGCUCCAGCAUAUAGUCCGCCUGAAGCCGGCUUCAGCGCUCAAGCUGGACCAACUGGCUUUGGAAGCGCACCAAAUGGACAAUAUGGCUCGUAUGGCCAACCUUGUCCACUACCUGAGCCGAUACCUUGUAAUUGCGAGAAUCUGAACCUGAAAUGCAAUUGCGAACCAUUAAAGUGCAACUGUGAGCCAAUUAAGUGCAACUGCGAGCCUAUGAAAUGCAAUUGUGACAACCUCAAUCCAAUGGGUACCAGUGUACCAAACAUGGAUUCAAGCGUCAAUUCGGAAGGCUCUAGUCCAAACAAUGGCAUCGGCGGAGGACUGAACGCCUUUAUGAACUUUGCCAACAGCUUCGGCUCCAAUCCCGGCUUCGGAACCGGUUCCGGCUUCGGAUCCGCCCCACCUGGCUUCGGAGCAAACCCAGGUCCAUAUGGCAACAAUCCCAGCUUUGGACUUAAUUCUGCAUAUUCUGGUACCGGCGGAUUUGGUAGUGGUACUAGUUUUGGGUCAAGUGGCUUCGGAUCAACACCAAACGCCUUCAGCUCAAAUCCAGGCUCUUUUGGCUCGAAUCCAGCCGGCUAUGGCUCUAAUCCCAGCUACGGUGCAAACACAGUAAACCAAGGAGCAAGUACUACUGAUAAUGAUAACGAACCAUCGCCUGAAGACUGCCAGUACGUCGAGAACGCGAUGCGAUGGCUAGGCCAACAACAACAACGCGAAUCCCAAGCCUCACAAUCGACCGGUUGUAAUUGUGGCUACAACAACUAUGGCCAAAAUUUCAAUAGCUUUGGCCAGGAUUUCAACAAAUUUGGCCAAGACUUCAACAAAUUUGCGGAAAAUCCCCAAGAUUUUAACAAAUACCCCAGCGAUCAGUUCGAAACCCCGCCCAAUUUCAACAACUUCCAAAAUAGUCAAGACCCCAACUAUAACACUCAAUAUGCCCAACAAUCGACCGGUCCUUUCGGCUUCUUCCAACAACUUUUCAACCGCAAAAAACGCGAAAACCCGUCAAUGGCCGACAAGAUUUUCGACUUUUUCUUCCCCCUUCAAGACGAUUUCGAACAAUUUCACAACCAAUUUCAACGAGACUUUGUCAACAACAACAAGGUGGAUGAGGAACCGCAGAAGCCAAGACCGAGGAGAUGUUGUGAUUGCUGUUGUUGUUGUUGUAAUGCGAAAAAAGUCGACUGA